This is a messenger RNA of Candida dubliniensis CD36, 996 nucleotides long. Its product is annotated as Mrp/NBP35 family ATP-binding protein. Gene Ontology annotation, cellular component: cytosol. NCBI's taxonomy places the organism in Eukaryota, Fungi, Ascomycota, Pichiomycetes, Serinales, Debaryomycetaceae. The transcript has a single exon. Gene Ontology annotation, molecular function: 4 iron, 4 sulfur cluster binding; ATP-dependent FeS chaperone activity; ATP binding. The record is from RefSeq and is a predicted model, not a curated record. Gene Ontology annotation, biological process: iron-sulfur cluster assembly. The coding region runs from base 1 to 996 and encodes 331 amino acids.
AUGUCGCCAAGUCAAACACAAAUAGAAAAAUCACAACUAGCUGCACCAGAACCAGAACAUUGUCCGGGUCCGGAAUCGGAGCUUGCUGGUAAGGGAGAUGCAUGUAAAGGAUGUGCCAAUCAAGAAAUAUGUUCUUCACUGACUCUUAAAGGACCAGAUCCUGAUUUACCAAUUAUAACUGAAAGAUUAUCUGCUAUAGAUCAUAAAAUAUUAGUAUUAAGUGGGAAAGGAGGUGUUGGGAAAUCUACAUUCACAUCAAUGUUGGCAUGGGCCAUUGCUGCUGAUGAAGAAAUCGAAGUGGGAGCUAUGGAUUUAGAUAUUUGUGGUCCAUCAUUACCACGUAUGUUGGGAGCAGAAGGUGAAUCAGUACAUCAGUCAAAUUCAGGUUGGUCUCCAGUAUAUGUGGCGGAUAAUUUAGGAUUAAUGAGUAUUUCAUUCAUGUUACCCGAUCCUGAUCUGGCAAUUAUUUGGCGUGGAGCUAAAAAAAAUGGAUUAAUUAAACAAUUUUUAAAAGAUGUCAAUUGGGGUGAAAAACUAGAUUAUUUAGUGGUGGAUACGCCUCCUGGGACUUCCGAUGAACAUUUAUCAGUGACAACGUAUAUGAAAGAAGUUGGUAUAGAUGGAGCAUUAAUAGUGACUACACCUCAAGAAGUGGCAUUAUUGGAUGUACGGAAAGAAAUUGAUUUUUGUCGGAAAGCCAAUAUAAAAAUCUUGGGACUUGUGGAAAACAUGUCAGGGUUUGUUUGUCCUAAUUGUAAGGGGGAAUCACAAAUUUUUAAAGCAACUACUGGUGGAGGUAAAAAAUUAUGUCAAGAAUUGGGAAUUCCCUUCCUUGGUUCAGUACCAUUAGAUCCAAGAAUUGGUAAAGCAUGUGAUAUGGGUGAAUGUUUUUUCGAUAGUUAUCCUGAUUCUCCAGCAGCAACGGCAAUAUUAGAUGUUGUUGAUGCCUUACGAGAUCAAGUAGAGUUGAACUUUGAAAAUUUAGCAAUUAAGUAA